AUGACCUUUUCUGCCGUUGGAAUGGCCAAAGGAGAACAACGGGCAGAUCGAGGAUCCCGGCGACAGCGUGAUACGAAUGGCAAUACACAAAUGGCCCGGGAUGCUGACACUGACCCCGCGGAUAGCGGAUCGACCAAGAAACGAAAAAGGACAAUCCCAACCGAUAAGAAGUUUGAGUGUAAACAUGAGGGAUGCGGGAAAAGCUACUCCAGAGCGGAGCAUUUGUACCGUCAUCAACUCAACCACACUCCCAAGCAAAUCUAUCGAUGUGAUUUCCCAGACUGUCAUCGGUCGUUUGUGCGACAAGAUCUCUGUGUCCGCCAUCGGGAGCGACAUACAACGAACGGAUCGCAACUGCAAAGACGAGACAGCUUCGCGCAGACGGCCACAUCCGGACCAUCGCAACCGUCGUUCCUGGCGGACACUUCUGUCAGUCCCGGAAUCAGUCAUCCAAACCGUCCGGCGACCCGAACUAGUUAUCGAACGACGGGAUCGGCUAUCUCUGGAUCAGUGGAAUCUUCGUAUCCUCCUCUGACCCCUCAAACAGGAUAUGGAAGCUCUGAUUUGAGUGCUAAGCGAUCGAACAGCGCCAGCACGUAUUCCAUGAAUUCUCCCAAGGUGCACCCUACCACCUCGUAUAGUCCCCCAAAUCCAUCCGCCAAGUAUAGGUCAAUGGGCACUUCCGCUUACCAUGGCGCCGCGUUCAGUCCCAGUCAGCUACAGCAACGUUCCGAGUCAGCGAGAGUGAUGGGUCAGGAUCAGACGUUAACAGCUUCUUCCGAGUCUACAGGUACUACCUUUCCAAAUAUAAUCUCUGUGGACACGACCACAUACGUCUCUCACCAGCGCCCACCUGGGUACUCGACGCCGGGUCUAGCAUCGCCCGCAAGUGCAUCGUAUGGAGCGGCUGGACUAAGCAGUUUCGAUCCGGUCACCGGCAUUGUGGCGCCUGAUCCUAGUGCUGCGGAACAUGCGUUUGAUCCUACGGGAUCUUUUGCCUACCCGGUCUUUGGAGGGGAAACGUAUAAUAGGUCUCCCUUUGCCAUGGCGGAUGACUUUGCAGCUUGGCUUUUCAACGGAUCUGCGACAAAUCUAUCUCCCGUCACAUAUACGGCCCCAUCAGGAGUCAUACCUGGAUAUUCGGAUCCAACGCAGUUUCAGAAUUCCUACCGUAUCAAUGAUACCGCGUACAGCAACUAUCUCACAAGCGUGAUCCCGCAGCAUCCCAUGAGUGUCACGAGCAUAUUGGAUUCUGGACCUCCCCAGGCGAUCAUGUCUGAGGAGAAACGGCAGGAACUGCUGCACCUAAUGAUCACGCGUUUCAACGAACCCGCUCACUCAGCCGUGAGUAAACGGAAAGAUGCUCUGCUGGAAGGUAAUAUGGAUGAAGACGGCCACGUUCUAAGUCUUCGAAUGAUGCAGACAUAUAUCGGUUCUUACUGGUACCACCUGCAUCCACAACUACCAAUUCUACAUCGACCGACUUUCACCGCUGACACCACACCCACUCUCCUCCUCCUGGCAGUCAUGGCGAUCGGAGCAUCAACGCUGGAUAAAGCGCACGGUGCAGAAGUCACAGAGGCUGCGGCAGACUUGGCAAACUUUAUAGCCUGGCAUCUGCGGUGGGAGAUCUUUAUGGAUGGAGACUUCAGACCCCCAGCUAAGUUGUGGGUGUUUCAGACGUUGCUGCUUCUCGAGAUAUACGAAAAGAUGUUUUCGACCCGGGCACUGCAUGAACGGGCCCACAUCCACCACGACACCACCUUGACGCUGAUGCGACGAGGUAGCUCUCUUAUCGGAAGGUCAGCCUUUGAUUCCCCAUCCAGUGCAAGAGAGGAACGUCAGGGCCGUUCCGGGACUGGAUCUACACCGGUAUCUGAAGAUGGACCCGAAGAGUCUUGGGCGCACUGGAUCAAGGCAGAAGCAACGCGCAGAGUGGCUUUUGCAGCAUUUGUUCUGGACUCAACCCAUGCCGCUAUGUUUGGACAUUCCGCUAAGAUGGUCGCCCAUGAGAUGCGUCUGCCUCUACCAUGUGACGAAGCCUUGUGGUCAGCCACGAGUGCUGCUGAAGUGGCACGGAUGCAAUCGAGCCUCAAUGCGAACGGGGUGAAACCGACGAUGUUUCUGGACGGACUCAAAAAGACGCUUAACGGGCAGACGGUGCGGACCAACCCCUUUGGACGGACGAUUAUCAUGGCCGGACUGCUGAGCGUCAGCUGGCAUAUGAAUCAACGAGACCUGCAGGUCAGCUCCCUCGGCGUUACCCAAGCGUUAGGAGGCCGAGACAAAUGGCGAUCGUCUCUCUUGCGGGCAUUCGACCAUUGGAGACAUGACUUCGACCAAGCGCUUGCCCAGACAGCGCCCACAGCUGCCUUGAACGCAUAUGGGCAACGGUUUCCGAUGGACGAUGAAAACACAUUCGAAGCUCGUACCGUGCUCCACCAUCUCGCCCACAUGGCAUCCCACGUGGACAUUGUGGACUGUCAGAUCUUUGCGGGAGCUGGACGGCUGCUUGGGCGGUCCAUUACUCCAAAGGAUUACAGCACCGCGCGGGAAAAGAUGACGGAGCGAUGGGCGUCAAAGGCGUCAGCACGGGAUGCGACCUUUUACGCGUUGAAGUUCCUCUCUCAAUGUCUUUUGACGGAGGAGUGCUAUUCUGCGCGGGAGGAUUUCCUGCUUAAUCGGCCAUGGGUGCUCUAUUUUGCCGGGCUGGUGGUGUGGUGCUACGGAUAUGCGCUCGAUGGGCCAUUGGCGUCGUCGACAAUGCUAGCGACCCCGGAUGCUCAGCGACGGGACAUGCGGGAGUUCCUCGAGCGUGUGGGCGGCGUGCGCGAACCGAGUGAUCUCGAGACGAUCAAAGGUCGUAAUCGAUGCCUCGGUUUACUGAUGACCCUGCGCGAGACAUUUCAGCAUACUCGAUGGGAACUUUUACACGAAGCAGCCAAUCUGCUGGACAGCUGCAUCGAGAAGCUGCAGAUGGCGUCCGCGGGAAAGCCGUAG
This is a messenger RNA of Paecilomyces variotii, 3000 nucleotides long. RefSeq names its product putative C2H2 finger domain protein. Gene Ontology annotation, biological process: DNA-templated transcription; regulation of transcription by RNA polymerase II. Lineage: Eukaryota; Fungi; Ascomycota; Eurotiomycetes; Eurotiales; Thermoascaceae. Gene Ontology annotation, molecular function: zinc ion binding; DNA-binding transcription factor activity, RNA polymerase II-specific; RNA polymerase II cis-regulatory region sequence-specific DNA binding. The transcript has 3 exons. Gene Ontology annotation, cellular component: chromatin. Bases 1 to 3000 code for a protein of 999 amino acids. The record is from RefSeq and is a predicted model, not a curated record.